Molecule: messenger RNA, 1801 nt
Organism: Phodopus roborovskii (desert hamster)
Lineage: Eukaryota; Metazoa; Chordata; Mammalia; Rodentia; Cricetidae
Gene: B3galnt2
Product: beta-1,3-N-acetylgalactosaminyltransferase 2
Exons: 12
Coding region: 118-1632 (504 amino acids)
Cellular component (GO): membrane
Molecular function (GO): hexosyltransferase activity
Source: RefSeq, a predicted model, not a curated record
UCGGGCGCGAGCCCUGCCGGUGGCACUCGGUGAUCUUAGGUCCCCUCGCUCUCGGCCGGGACGCAGGAGAGAGCAGCGCGCGGCCGGGGCGCUAGGUGGUUCAGGCGGGGGCGGCCAAUGCGAAACUGGCUGGUGCUGCUGUGCCCGUGCGUGCUCGGGGCCGCGCUGCACCUCUGGCACCUCUGGCUGCGCUCCCCGCCGCCCCCCCGCGCCUCCGGGCCCGGCGCGGCAGGUCAAUCAGCCUUAUUUCCUCAGUGGAAAUUUAGUCACUACGAUGUGGUGGUUGGUGUGUUAUCAGCUCGAAAUAACCAUGAACUUCGAAAUGUGAUAAGAAACACCUGGCUGAAGCAUUUGUUGCAACAUCCUACUUUAAGUCAACGUGUGCUUGUGAAGUUCAUAAUAGGUGCUCGUGGCUGUGAAGUGCCUCUGGAAGACAGAGAGGACCCUUACUCCUGCCGACUGCUCAACAUCACCAAUCCAGUUUUGAAUCAGGAAAUUGAGGCCUUCAGCUUUCCUGAAGAUGCCUCCUCAUCCAGACUCUCUGAAGACCGAGUUGUCAGCGUGAGCUUCCGUGUUCUCUACCCAAUCGUGAUUACCAGUCUUGGAGUGUUUUAUGAUGCCAGUGAUGUUGGCUUUCAAAGGAACAUCACAGUCAAGUUGUAUCAGGCAGAGCAGGAGGAGGCCCUUUUCAUUGCUCGAUUCAGUCCUCCGAGCUGUGGCAUACAGGUGAACAAGCUAUGGUACAAGCCUGUGGAACAGUUCAUCUUACCAGAGAGCUUUGAAGGUACAAUCGUGUGGGAAAGCCAAGAUCUCCAUGGCCUCGUGUCCAGAAACCUACACAGACUGACAGUGAAUGAUGGAGGGGGUGUUCUCAGAGUCAUUACAGCUGGGGAAGGGACACUGCCUCAUGAAUUCAUGGAAGGCGUGGAGGGAGUUGCAGGUGGCUUUAUCUACACUGUUCAGGAAGGAGAUGCACUGUUACAAAGCCUUCAUUCGAGGCCCCAGAGACUUUCAGACCACAUACGGGAUCUGCGAGUGGAAGAUGCCUUACUGCAGGAGGAGAGCAGCGUCUUUGAUGACAUUGUCUUUGUAGAUGUUGUGGACACUUACCGGAAUGUUCCUUCAAAAUUACUGAACUUCUAUAGAUGGACUGUGGAAACCACCAGCUUCAAUUUGCUGCUGAAGACAGAUGAUGACUGUUAUAUAGACUUAGAAGCUGUGUUUAAUAGAAUUGCUCAGAAGAAUCUAGAUGGGCCUAACUUCUGGUGGGGAAAUUUCAGGUUGAAUUGGGCAGUGGACAGAACUGGAAAGUGGCAGGAGCUAGAAUACCCCAGCCCAGCCUACCCUGCCUUUGCAUGUGGGUCAGGGUAUGUGAUCUCCAAUGAUAUUGUUGACUGGCUGGCAAGCAACUCUGGAAGGUUGAAGACCUAUCAGGGUGAAGAUGUCAGCAUGGGCAUUUGGAUGGCAGCCAUAGGACCUAAAAGACACCAGGACAGUCUGUGGCUAUGUGAAAAAACCUGUGAGACAGGAAUGCUGUCUUCUCCACAGUACUCACCACAAGAGCUGAGUAGACUGUGGGAACUGAAGGAACUGUGUGGGGAUCCUUGUCAUUGUGAAGCAAAAGCGCUGUGAUCCCCAAAGACCAGGGACUGUAAGUCUGAGGAGGAGACCCUGUGGCUGGUGUUGGGCCGUAAGCAGUAUGAUUAUUACCAGUGUUUGCACAGAUCUUAAUGAAUCAGCUGAUACUGUAGCAUAAGUUUUUAUUUAUAGAUUGGAAGAUUAUUUAAUACCAAAUCAUUUU